UGCUGGAACUUCGUUAAGACUUAAGUUGAUCAAGAUCAGGACAAAUACGACUAAAAUAAAGUAUUAAAAUGAAAGUUGAAGGACAAAAGACCAUGCUUCACGAGUUUUAUUCGCUGCAGGAGGAGAGAGUCAGGGUCUACCAUCUAUUAGAUGAAGGGCAUAAAGCAUACCUAGGGACAUCCCCGGACUAUGACUUUGUUGCGUAUCGUCAGAUUGUACACGACAGGACCGAAGAUUUCAAGCGUAUCUCACAGAGGAUUAUCGGCAUAGAGGCGGCGUUUCGGGAGCAGUACCAGAACAUUGCCAUCGCAGAUUGCUUGAAGAAGAUACAGGAAGCCGAGCAGGACAAACUUGAAAAGACUGCAGCCCUUCAACUGACCAAACAGAGAUUGCAGGAUGAACCGGGAAAUGAGGAACACAAGAGGGAGCUUUCUGAUCUUAAACACAGAUUGGCAGUUGUGAUGGAGAGGAUAACAGAUGCAAUGGAAGAUCUUAAGUAUGAAACCGAUGGGUUAUGACAUCAUCACUUAUAUGAUCAAUGAACAAAGUCUUCAUGAGGAAUAGUAUCUCCUGGAGGAAGAAACAAUUGUUGCCUUGAUGACGAAGUACUCCAUGUACGUUGUCUCGUGGAUGAUCAGCUGGAUUAAUUCCUUUAAAAAUGGAAUCAAAGGGUGAAGAUUCUCAUAUGAAUGGCCUGCAACAGGGUUUUCUGCUUUCCCCUCCCCUAUUCAAGGACUGAGGUCAUGGAUGAUCAGCAAAAGACCAGGAACACUUUGUUUGGCUUUGAAUGCUCAAUCAAAAAUUAAUUGGGUUGUAUUUGUGAUAUUGGUUGAUAUUCUCAAAGACAAUGGGCCCACCUCAUAAAAUUUGUUAUAAUCACAAAUUUGCCAUCUGUUAAAAGCCACUGAAAUCCUUCAAUCUGCUUGGCUGACAGUAAAUAUGUUAUAAAUGUUGUGCAUUUGUUAUUAUAACAAUAUGAAAUAGGACCCACGCAUUUGGUAGCAAUGGAUUGAUCAGUAAAUCUAGCUUCCAAUUAUUCUACAGGCACAGACCUUCGGUGCUUCACAUAGUGCAAAAUGGGGAGUCUGAAGUAGAAGACUAUAUCCACUCAUGUUCUGUAGCUACUUCUACAUUAAUUUUGGAGUAUAGUCUCCAUCAUAGACAUGAAAAAAUUCUAAUAGUCAUAUUUGAGUCUGUGAAUGCAGACUAGUUUCCAAUCAUUCAUUUUAGCGUAUAGUCUCCAUCAUAAGCAUGCUUUUUUUUAAUGAUGUCAACUUUGAGUCUGUGCAUGCAGACUAGAUACCAAUUAUGGACCAAAUAUUUUAUGUACCGGUAUACCUACAGUACACAAUAUUGUACCAUCUUGUUAAAUAAAACUUAUCCAUGUCAAAUAAAGCUCAAUUUCAAAUUCAUAUAAAAUUACCUCCAAACUAUUUUAAAAGUUUCAUAUUUUAACUUGUCAUUAGCAAGACAAAUGAAAAUAAGUAUAUGAUGUAUAUAUUUUCCUUGAUGACAUGGGGAUAAGUGUCAAAGAGUCAAGUGUUAUUAAAAGGUGUCAUUUUUUUUUAGAUUCAUCUGUUUUUCUCACGUCUGGUCUAUUGGAGUGAUGCAAGAAACUGGCAAUCAAUUGCAAGUCAAUUUUGGGUCACAAAAUUAACCAUAAGUCCUGUCAUGUCCCCACUCUC
Molecule: messenger RNA, 1685 nt
Organism: Lytechinus variegatus (green sea urchin)
Lineage: Eukaryota; Metazoa; Echinodermata; Echinoidea; Temnopleuroida; Toxopneustidae
Product: required for excision 1-B domain-containing protein-like
Exons: 5
Coding region: 69-518 (149 amino acids)
Source: RefSeq, a predicted model, not a curated record